AGCUUGUGUCUGAAACGUGUGUCUGUUUGGCGCCGGAGCAAAAACAAUUUUCUUUUUAAAAUAUAUAUUACAUUUACCGUAUAUAGAAAAUUGAGGAGAUAUGGAUGACGAAGAAGAAACAUACCGGCUGUGGAAAAUCCGCAAAACUAUUAUGCAGCUCUGUCAUGAUCGAGGCUACCUGGUGACACAGGAUGAGUUGGACCAGACAUUGGAUGAGUUCAAGAGUCAGUUUGGGGACAAACCCAGUGAAGGACGUCCGAGACGCACAGACCUUACUGUCCUAGUGGCACACAACGAUGACCCCACCGACCAGAUGUUUGUUUUCUUUCCUGAGGAGCCCAAGGUUGGGAUUAAGACAAUUAAGAUGUACUGUCAGAGAAUGCAAGAGGAGAACAUCACCCGAGCCAUCAUUGUAGUUCAGAUGGGCAUGACACCUUCAGCAAAACAGUCUCUGGUUGAUAUGGCACCCAAAUACAUACUGGAACAGUUUCUACAACAGGAGCUGCUUAUCAACAUCACAGAGCACGAGCUUGUACCGGAGCACAUUGUUAUGACAAAAGAGGAAGUGACUGAACUUCUGGCAAGAUAUAAACUGAAGGAGAGUCAGUUGCCGAGGAUCCAGGCUGGUGACCCUGUGGCAAGAUACUUUGGCUUGAAAAGAGGGCAGGUAGUGAAAAUCAUCAGACCCAGUGAAACAGCUGGAAGGUACAUCACAUACAGGCUGGUCCAGUGACAAACAGCAAGUCUUUUGAGUCGGCAUUCUGGACCAAUGAAAGAAAUUCAAGAUCACAACUUUCACCACUUCUCCAUGGACUAUUACUUUACAUGUGGCUUGUCAAGAUAUGGAUAUUAUUACUGAUUUGUGUUAAAUAAAUGAUUUCAAAUGUAAA
Salarias fasciatus (jewelled blenny) is the source of this 890-nucleotide messenger RNA. RefSeq names its product RNA polymerase II, I and III subunit E, b (gene polr2eb). NCBI's taxonomy places the organism in Eukaryota, Metazoa, Chordata, Actinopteri, Blenniiformes, Blenniidae. The record is from RefSeq and is a predicted model, not a curated record. Gene Ontology annotation, molecular function: DNA binding. The coding region runs from base 101 to 733 and encodes 210 amino acids. The transcript has 8 exons. Gene Ontology annotation, biological process: transcription by RNA polymerase II; transcription elongation by RNA polymerase I; tRNA transcription by RNA polymerase III. Gene Ontology annotation, cellular component: RNA polymerase II, core complex; RNA polymerase III complex; RNA polymerase I complex.